Molecule: messenger RNA, 965 nt
Organism: Nymphalis io (European peacock)
Lineage: Eukaryota; Metazoa; Arthropoda; Insecta; Lepidoptera; Nymphalidae
Product: zinc finger protein 706-like
Exons: 3
Coding region: 266-499 (77 amino acids)
Source: RefSeq, a predicted model, not a curated record
UAACCUUAUCAACCUGUCGCCUUAAUUCUGUCAAGAUAUGUAUUAAUUUUUUUAAACAUCUGGCAAAAUUAGAAAUAGUUUUCACACCAUAAUACUAACGUCUUAUAAAUAAGCUCUAGCUGCCGGAAAAAAUUAAAAUAUACACUUACUUGUCGUGUAGAUUGUCAAAAUUGUCCUAUUUAUAUUGGUCGUACCUUUCGACUUUCAAGAAUUCCAUCAUUCUUGAAAUCUCCAUAAGAUCGAUUAAUCGUAAUCGCCAAGAAGGAUGGCUCGAGGACAGCAGAAAAUUCAAUCUCAAGCUAAGGCUGCUGAGAAAUUAUCCAAAUUAAAAAAACAACAAGGCCACAGUGCAACAGAUCAGAAGAAGGCUGCUCAAAAAGCUCUUGUUCAUGUCUGUGCCAUUUGCAAGGCUCAAAUGCCAGAUCCCAAAACAUACAAACAACAUUUUGAAAACAAGCAUCCCAAAAAUGAGUUACCAGAAGACCUGAAGGCACUUUAAAUGUGAAAUAAAUUAUUUUUCAUCAUGACACCGACAGUUAGCGAAAGAAGAAUAAGAAAGUGUAACUGUUAUAACUUGAUGUAUUUAUCUGUUGGUUCAUUACUGCCAUAUCUACAUCUGUAUUAAAUGCAAACAAUCAAUCAUUGAAUUGUAUUAGAUAAGAAAUCAUUCCACAUUGUUCUUUGGAAUAAUAAUGUUGGUGUCAUGGUGGUGAUCAACAACUUUUUUUUUUAUUUAGAUUUAAUAUCAUCUUUUUUAUGUUAAGAAUAGCAAAAGUACUGUAUUUCUUACAAUAUGCAUUUGGUUUUUCCGUCGAAUUUAUUGUAUGUAUUAACAUCGUGUUGAGGUCGAGGCGUCUAAAGACGAUACGAUCGAGCAGCAACAGCGUCUCGACCGCAUCGUCGAGCGCUCUCCAUCUGCACACGUGUACGGUAUUAAAUUAAAAUAUACACGUUAUUUAAUUAAA